AGUUUCUGAACAGACUGAGUGUCAGAGAAGAGCGAACACAUCAACUCUAACCUCACUUCCUUCUGCAGGUUCAUGUGACAACCCACUGCUGGCGGUAUCAGUGUUCCCGUGGCACCGAUACAUUGUAACGGCGAGUGUUUCGGGGAGAUGGUGGCGAUGAACAGCGCCGGCUCCGCUAAGGUGCUGCUGAUCCCCGGGGGUGGGAAGCAGAACGGCCUGGAGAUCAGCCGACACAUCUCGGUGGUGUACCCGCCCCGGAGCGGCUCGCAACACGACUCGUCCCCGGCUCAGCCGGCGGCCGGCCACGUCCAUAGGAAAAGGCAGCGGCUCACUCAUCUUAGCCCAGAGGAGAAGGCUUUGCGGAGGAAGCUAAAGAACAGAGUGGCGGCCCAGACUGCCCGAGACAGGAAAAAAGCUCGUAUGUCUGAACUGGAAGAGCAAGUGUUGGAGAUGGAAUCCGAGAAUCAGAAACUGCAAAUAGAGAACCGGCUUCUACACGAGAAGACACACAGUCUGUUGUCCGAGAACCGGAUUCUGCGACAGAAACUAGGCAUGGAAGUUCUGGACACAGAGAAAGAGAAGGUAAGAGACUGAGAGAAACACAGGCGUAACCA
Rhincodon typus (whale shark) is the source of this 614-nucleotide messenger RNA. RefSeq names its product X-box binding protein 1 (gene xbp1). The transcript has 3 exons. Gene Ontology annotation, cellular component: nucleus. The record is from RefSeq and is a predicted model, not a curated record. Bases 148 to 594 code for a protein of 148 amino acids. Gene Ontology annotation, molecular function: RNA polymerase II transcription regulatory region sequence-specific DNA binding; DNA-binding transcription factor activity, RNA polymerase II-specific. Lineage: Eukaryota; Metazoa; Chordata; Chondrichthyes; Orectolobiformes; Rhincodontidae.